UUCUUUUUUAAAUUCCUACUGAAUUCAAAGACUCUCAAGAGAAACACCAACACAGAGCAAGAAUGGUUGCAAAAUCAGUCUCUGAGGUCAGUUUCAGUUUGGCACUCUUGCUAAGUAUUCAGUUGGCAACAGCAAUGGCGCCCAUUGCAAAGCCUAACUGUUCAGACCAUUGCGGAGAUAUAGAGAUUCCAUAUCCAUUCGGAAUGGGGAAGAAGGAUUGUUAUUUAAACGAAUGGUUUGAGAUUGAGUGCAACAGAAGCGUCAACCCUCCUAGAGCUUUUCUAAGCCGAAUAAACAUGGAGCUCCUCGAUAUUAAUCUUGGAGCCUCCGCCACCGUCAGAAGUCCGAUAAUGUCCUCCAACUGUUCCGGAUGGGAGGGCGAUGAGCCUAUCUGCUUGACAGGAAGUCCUUUCUAUAUUUCCAACACUAACUCAUUCUUCGCAGUAGGUUGCAACACCAAAGCUUUAAUGAUGGAUGAUCAGCUCCAUCGCGCUGGUUGCGACUCAUUCUGCCAUGGCCAGAGGGACAUUGAUUCGCGAGAAUUGCUUCCUCAGCUUGUAACGACUGAUCCCAUAGGGAAAGAUUGUAAUGGUUCGCGUUGCUGCAAGAUUACAGUGCCUUCAACCACUCAGAUUUUCAAUCCAAUUUUCAAGACGAUAGAUGAGAAUCAAAGUAAAGAUGGUUGCAAAAUGGCAUUUUUGGCUGUUGAAGGUGCCAUUUUACUGGCAUCUGUGCUUCCGACGGGAUAUCCCGAUGUCCAGUUUCCGAUGGUGCUAGAUUGGACGAUCAAUUCCACCGUAAGGGAAGCUGUUAUUGAGCGGGAAACGGCGGAGUGCCCCAUCCUCCAUGCCAAUGCUUCAGAAUUCUUUUGCUAUUGCAAUACUGGAUAUGAGGGAAAUCCUUACCUUGGAUGCACGGAUAUUGAUGAAUGCAAAAUUCCGGAUUAUGAUCCUUGCCCAAGUUUAACAAAAUGCGUAAAUACUCAAGGAUCAAAUAAAUGUGUGCCAGACCUAAAAUGGAUUAUCAUUAUAGCCGCAGGUGGAGUUAUUGGAGUUCUUGGAGUAUUGGCAAUACUUGGUUCUUGGAGGCUGAACAAGCUAAGGAACAUGCAACUCAAGAAGAAGUUCUUCAAGCGCAAUGGUGGUUUAUUGUUACAGCAACAACUAACUUCAGGUGAUGGUAGUGUUCAGAAAACAAAAAUCUUUAGUGCAAAAGAGUUGGAAAAGGCCACUGAUUGUUUUAGUGAGGAUACAAUACUUGGCGAGGGUGGGCAGGGUACAGUGUACAAAGGAAUGCUAACUGAUGGAAGAAUAGUUGCUAUCAAGAAGUCUAAAGUAGUUGAUGAGAAGAAUGUUCAAGAAUUUAUCAAUGAACUUAUCAUCCUCUCUCAAAUCAAUCAUAGAAAUGUAGUUAAGCUGUUGGGGUGUUGCUUAGAGACUGAAGUUCCUUUGCUAGUCUAUGAAUUCAUCCCUAAUGGAUCUCUCUUCCAAUAUCUCCAUAACCAAAAUGAGGAAGCUUCAUUGCCAUGGGACAUGAGACUGCGGAUUGCUGCACAAGUUGCUGGAGCACUCGCAUAUUUACACUCGGCAACUUCUGUUCCUAUUUAUCAUCGUGAUAUUAAAUCCAGAAAUAUACUAUUGGAUGAGAAAAAUAGAGCAAAAGUAUCAGACUUUGGAAUUUCAAGAUCAAUUACUAUUGAUCAAACUCAUUUGACGACUCGUGUUCAAGGCACUUUUGGUUAUUUGGAUCCAGAGCAUUUUCAAACUGGUCAGUUUACAGAUAAGAGUGAUGUUUAUAGUUUUGGUGUAGUACUGGUGGAGCUUUUAAGUUGCCAAGAACCCAUUUAUAAAAGUGACUCGCAAGAAAUCUUAAGUUUAUCCACACAUUUUAUUAUGUUGAUGGAAGAAAAUAGACUCUUUGAUCUCGUCGAUGCUCGCAUUUUGGAGCACAGCCCUGAAAAUGAAAUUGUUGAAGUUGCUAAUCUUGCAAGAAGAUGCUUGCAUGUGAAUGGAAAGAAGAGACCUACAAUGAAAGAAGUUGCAAUGGAGUUGGAAAGAAUUCAAUCAUCACGAAGUAAGUUGAAUAUUCAACCAAAUAAUGGAGAGAUUGAAGAUGCUCUAUCUGAUAAUGUUUCUACUACAGAAAGCUGUGAGACCGAAGAAACUCUAUCAAUGGACGUCGAAUCAUUGACUGUCAACAGAACUUGGUGAUUAAGAAGCUUAUAUAUCCAUCAAAACAUAUAUUUCAUUUUGUUUCUUGAAAUGGAUCAUGCAUUUACUAUUACCUUUUCAUUUCCUUCUUUGUAUGAAGGUUGUUGAAGAUUUCUUGUAGUGGAUCAAGCAAUCUAUAAGUUUUACUUGUAAUAAUUUUACUUGUAAUAAGAUUUGCCAAAAUCUCAAUCCUCUCAUGGAAUUUAGUUCAAGCUAUUGCUAUCAUAGAUGGCUAAAUAUAAA
Molecule: messenger RNA, 2453 nt
Organism: Manihot esculenta (cassava)
Lineage: Eukaryota; Viridiplantae; Streptophyta; Magnoliopsida; Malpighiales; Euphorbiaceae
Product: wall-associated receptor kinase-like 22
Exons: 3
Coding region: 63-2210 (715 amino acids)
Biological process (GO): protein phosphorylation; cell surface receptor signaling pathway
Cellular component (GO): plasma membrane
Molecular function (GO): protein serine/threonine kinase activity; ATP binding; polysaccharide binding
Source: RefSeq, a predicted model, not a curated record